AUGCCAUUUGCCUACGACGAAUUUAAGAAAAAUCGCAAAGACUGGGUCAAUGAGCUUCAAUAUUUCAACAAGGUAUGGUACAGGUCCAGAAAAGGUCGACGAAACCAUUGGAAGCGCAAGCAAGACUUCAUCGAAAUGCUCCAAAGCCAGCUCAAACAAUUUGUGGAAAAUAAAUUCAGUGAAUUGACUACAGCCAAAUGCUUUGAAGAGAAGAUCCGAGAAAUCUUGGAGGCAAUCAAAAAAGUAAAUGAGGAUGCGGUUAUCCGUGGAGAAGUACUGAAUAUGAUCACUAUGGCAAUUGGCCGACUCACCUUUGAUGGCGGAUUUGGUGAAAACGACACCUUUGCAAUGGAAUGGGAUAAGCGGGCAAUGAAGACCGAUGAAACAUGGCGUGAGAAUGCGCCAAGGGAUGGAGAUGUAAAAGAUUUUAGACGGGAACAACUUCGUUCCAUAUGGGCAUGCCUCUCUGUGGUCUCUGAGGGUUGCAAUUGCCUCCAGUGUAUUAAGCGCCGCCCUUCAUCCAACGCAUCGACAGCGGUGCCAGAGACUCGGACUGCCUGGGCUUUCAUACGACACCAUUGGCAAACUUUACUUUCAGGUAUCUGA
Molecule: messenger RNA, 606 nt
Organism: Penicillium waksmanii
Lineage: Eukaryota; Fungi; Ascomycota; Eurotiomycetes; Eurotiales; Aspergillaceae
Exons: 1
Coding region: 1-606 (201 amino acids)
Source: RefSeq, a predicted model, not a curated record